GCAGGCCGCGGUAUUCACGCAACUGGUCUACCGGCUGCUCGUGCCAACAUGGACGAGGGCAACUCGGAACCGCAGACGAAAAAAAGACGACGCCUGGAACCGCCGCACACGACACCGGUCGCCGUUGCGCCCGAUGGCCAGGUACUUGGCAAAAGGAAGGCCACCGACAGCAUCCGACAUGGGAGUCCUAAACGCGUGGUCUCGCCGCCUUCAGUACAGUCGUCUCAGGGAGUCACCGAAAUCAUUAUGCACCACCAAUCGGCACAGGACAUGGACGACGAUGAGCCCGUUCAGGUCAAAUACGAGGUCGUCGAAGAAGUCGUGGCUUACGAAACGUGUCCGGUUACCGUCAUGCCCGGACAUGCCGCCGACGAAGAUCAGAUGGACAACGACGCCUCCGAUAACGCUGCGCAUUCGCCCACGCUGGUCCCGACCAUAGUCUCGGUCACUGCGGUCGAAGAUGAGGACGCUGCCACAACGCCCAGUGGCUCACCCGAGCUGGCCGAGCUGCGCGUCGAGUGGCCUGUGUCUCCGUCGCAGGCGACCGUUGUGGUAGGCGGUCCGCACCAGGAAGGCCUGCAGGAGAUGUACGUGCUCGACCCGUUGGCACAACCGACCCCCGAACAACUCGCCAUCGUCGGCGCCGCUGGUCCCGAGCACAUGCCUUGCGACUAUCGCAUGAUGACGCUCAACCAGGGCUCUCCGGGCCCACACGGCGAGUUCCAAGAACUGCCGCCUUCCCACCACCACCACCCCCAGGGGCAGCCAUACCUGCUCACCUCUCCCGGCGGCAGUUACUCGGUGCGAAUCCUUUCGGAUGAUGGUCAGCCACUGCCGCAGACUCAGCCGCAGCACUUGAAGCUCGUCAAAGGCAGUGUCGGCCGCGGAGCAGUCGUGGUGGACGGCAGCAGCGGCGCCAGUGAAGUGGUGCACGGCGAGGUGUUCGUCCCGUCGGGUGUGGACAUUGUGCCGAGGACGACCACGUACGGACACCACGCCGGUGUGCUCACAGCGGCGGCGCCGGUCGCCACGGUGCUCCCACCGACCACCGCCACUGGAGCUGCGUUUCUUUCCAGGGACGUCAGCUACGUGCUGCCCCAACAGCAGCCGCAGCAGCAGCAGCAGCAGCAUCACCAGCGCCAGCAGACGCAGGCGCAUCAGCCGGCGCAACAGCAACCGCAGGCGCAGCCGCAACAGACUCACCAGUCCAGGAGCUCCAGGAGCAGUGGCCGGACGAGGGACAGAACCCGCAGUUCGAGCACGCUGAGCCGGGAAGAGCAGAAACGCAAUGCGUGCGACCGUGAGCGCAGCCGCAUGCGGGACAUGAACCGCGCCUUCGACCUGCUCCGGGAGAAGCUGCCAUUCUGCAAGCCACCCGGAAAGAAGUUCUCCAAAAUAGAGUCCCUCAGGAUGGCCAUCAAGUACAUCGCGCAGCUGGAGUCGGUGCUGUCUUCCCAGUCAUCGACGUCGGCGGGUGCAGCUAGCGGCCAGCAUUACGACCCGUCUUUUUUCUCAUCCUCGGUAUGGGCGUCGGCACCCAACUACUACAGCUGGAUACGACAGGACGUAGAGAAUGGUGGACCGAGCAGCGGCGGAGGUGGUGGUGGCGGCGGCGCCGCAGGCGCAGGAGGCCAGGGCAGCAACUGGCAUGGUGCUCGACUCGACAAGUGCCAACCCAAGCGCAUUCUCGCCGCCCAGCCCCAAGUACUUCGCCAACUGCGACAAGGUCAAGGAGGUGACACUGACCGCCGACGGCACCUACUGGCACGGAGACGGUGCCGCACAGGCGGCACAGUUCGUUUACCAGUAGGACAGCAGCAGCAGCUCUUCUGUGUUGCCCUCCGCACGCCGCACCAUUUUGCCUUGGAGCCAUGUACAAACCUGUAUAUUGUUGUUCUAGUCAGCCUCGCCCCCCCACUACGGACACACGGCAGGCUCGCUUACUUGCUUUAUCUUCUUGUUUUUCGCCACUCAAACUGCCUACGGUUGUGUGACAAUCGGAAUACUUGUUGUCUUGUAGCAAUGGGGGCCCAGGGAUCGGAUUCACAAUGCCCUUCGCAGCUAAGAAUGAUGCGUAAGACCUAUGACAGCCAAUACUGACGGUGGCAGCCCGCCGAGAUAUUAGACAGUGACAAAAAUAGUUAUUAUCCGAGCUAAACGCCUCGUGAAUUCGACUAUUAUGAUCAGAUUCACAAGAAUGAGUACCGGCCAGCAAUCAAGAUGGUAGCCGAGGAACGGCCGGCCAAUGAAAAACAGUUCUUACUAUCUAAAACCUUUGUGAUUCCGGUUCCUGCUCCACAAGGCUUUUCGUGCGAAAGCUCGUUCCACCGUGAUGGGCCGGAACAUUAGCUAUGGCUUCGUUUGUAAUCACAUUUUUUUUAAUUAUUAUUAUUCGAAGAGGGCUGCCUUAAGGCAUAGUAGAAAGGAACAUUAUAUGAACAUGUGAUUAUACAUGAAUGGGAGAAACAAAUCGUGAUUUGGUGGCCAGCGCAGUAGCUUCGCCUAAUCGCGAAACGAGCUAACUUACAAAAUAACAUGUUUGCGAAUCUCCUACCAGAUACCUAAAGCUCCAUUUGCAUCAGCAAACGGGCUGUCGGAGAGCGGAAGCUAUAUGCUCUGGUCCGAGCACCAGCUGACAGCUGCGAAGGCCGUGAGAAGUAAACAUUCCUUUCUUAUCGUUACCGAGCGACCAUGAAAGGCGUAACGACUUGUUACGCCAUGUUAUAAAGCCUUAACAUGCUUUUUUUUUCCUUCGCUUAGCUUUUUUUUUUUUACACACCGCUAUCGUCAGCGCAACCACACACGGUGUUUAAUUAGGCCAUUUAGGUUUUUAGUAAGUAAAUGUUACAUAGAACGCCACAUGUACACUGACUUCUCUAUUUAUAACUAAAAGACUUAAGCUAGUCAAUGUUGCAUUGCAACAUACGUUACCUGCAAUUACCCAGGGCUCUCAAGGUGGUUUUUUUCUAGUGAAUAGUAUUUCAUCAUCUUUGGGCUCGCAGGCUGAUUUUUCGACCCCGUUGAAGCAAAUUUUUAUGUGAGGAGCUAGUCUGUGUCGGCGUUAUGCCAGCGUUGCAACUAAGACAGACAGCGCAAAAUUUCAUUUCUUUUGAACAUUGUGUAAAAGUGCCAUGGUUAAGGCUCAUACCGCUAAAAUGCUAUAGAAUAGCUGAAUGUUUAGUAAAUGGAAAUUUUUCUGCGAUUGCAUGGUAGCGAUAUUACGUGACGCGACGUUAAUGCGACGUGUCGCUGGAAAGCUUUAGUAUAUAACGUUGACGUAUUACAAGCCUGACAGGACUGCUGGAAGACCUAGAUGAAGAUGAUGAUGAUGAUUUAUAGAGUUUAAUGGCACAAAGGCUACUAUGAAGGAAGGCCUAGACGACAUAUGGUGAUAUCGUGUUCAAUUAAACUGCUCGUAAUUCUUAUGGCAUUUAAAUGAAAUCCUUCUGCUGGCACGAACUGUCAGCAUGCAGUGAUAGAAUCAUCAAGAAAAUACCUUUGACUCUCUCUCUUCGCCAAGAAAACUUACGCCUAAAGAAAGCUUCUAACGCAUUUUGGUUAAACAGAGUCUCUAAAGACAGCGCCACUAGCCCUGCUGCCAGCGUCUAAUUCUUCCAGUAUUCCUGUGCAUGUCAAAGCUGUGAUAAAGCUCUUUAUCGUUCUUAGCCCGAAUUCCUCGUCUAACGUUAGUAUUGGUGCUAUAUCUGCAAACAUAAACCAGUACAUUUAAUGUCAGCGCCACAGCUUAGCUAUAGUGGCUGUGUUAGCAGCUGUUUAUCAGCAGAGGCCGGCAAGAUACGAAUGCCCGCCUCAUCACUAGCAGGAAAUCGAUGCCUCGAAGUUACUCUCGAACUUUAUUUACACGCCUUUUUGGCUAUAUAGUAAGAUUAAACAAAUACAUUACUAGCAAACGAUAGCCUAUAGUGGGUAUUAAAAUGUAUUAGAAUGAUUUAUUUGUGAAUGAGCUUCCGCAAUAUAGAUUACGCAUGGCCCGGUUUAAUAUGCCGUAGUAUUUUAACACGUUGCACAUUAUUUCAAAAAUUAUGUUGCAUCGUUGUAGCGGACAGUGUUAUGUGUAUGGAAGGAGUGCAGACACCAAAUUCUCGGGAGGUGAUUUUUUACUCUUGGGUGGUACACGUCAAUUAGGGAACCAUAAUAACGGCUGGCAUAUCACGAUCAUGUCCCCAAUAAUUUAACAUAAAACGAUUUGCAUCACACAAUUUCAGAUUUCGAAAUUCCCACCAGCAUCGGUGGAUAACCUUUGAGUGACGACGUCAAUACUGAGUGCCCGAUGACACGGAGUUCACGUGAGCCGCCAAAGCGUUGACAACAACGAACUCAUCCGUCGCCUGCUUGAUUUCAUACUUGCGCCCACGUUCGUCGACGCCGGAGCGAUGUGGGAAACACGCACUUGCGUCUCCCGGCCAUGUUUUGACGUUUUCAUGGUGGCUAUCGCGACAAGUCCGGAAAAGGGAUCCACGUUUCAUUUGGAGACUUUAAAUAUUUAAACAAAAAACCUUUUAGAUUUCUGCUGUCAGUCAUACUUCGUGAAAGCGCUCCUUGUAAGCAUGCAAAGCUUAUGCUAUAGUCACUUUAGCUUCUAAAUGUUGGUGUCUACACUCCUUUAACAUUUAAAAGAAUGGAUGUUUGUUAUGAAUUCUUCUCUCUUUACAUGUGUGUAUGCGUCCGUACAAAUAUUUUUAUAAACAGCUUGGACAUGGCACAUCGUUUAUUAGAUGUUUGUGUUCGUUCGUCUUUUUAAACAAUUUUCCCGUUUUCCAAUCGCCGAUGUGACUUGUCUCUUUGAUUCCCAAUGACCAGCAAACCUUCUUGUUUUGUUCCUUGGCGUUCUUGUUUUCCGACACUUAGAAAAUCAUCACCAGGAACAAGAUCAUGGCCAAUCUUCCUUAUUAUAACAAAUGUUUCGCAAGAUGUUCUGGCUUUGUGUGUUUGCGAGGAUGCCACUGUGCAGUUAUAGCACACCGUUGUUAGGCUUCACCUAUGACACCUAAGUGCAAGGCGAAACCAGAUUUACAGUUGAUGUCGCGGGAGCGUUCUUGUUGGUUUUCCUGCCCGCAUUAUUGCAGAACGGCUUUAGCAUAUAUAGUCUAUUUCAGGCCCAACGCUAGCAGACAUACACGAAGCGCUGUAGCUGUAGGAGCCUAUCAUCAAAUGACGAAAGUAGUGGUGUCAACGAACCCACCGCAUGCAACGUUGUUCUACGCUGUUUUUUUUUUUUUCUGUUUCUUUCUGUUGUUUUUUUUUCUUUGUUUAUCUAUCUCAAUCGAUCUGAAGCGCUUUUUUUAUGUGAUUAGUCAUAUCUGGAAUUUGUAAUAAAAAUGAAGUGCCUUCACACAUCUUAAAGUAAAAUUAUAAUAUAGCAUUUCUUUAUUUUGUUAUAUUUACAUUUAGAAGUAAAUAAAAUGGGCAUGAAUGGUAAGGGAGUUCGGGGCUACGUGACGGCACAGAACACUUUUGCAACGCGUUCGUUUCAUUGCGUUGUUAUAUUAUACAGAGUGCAUCAAAGACGGCUUUACUGUUAUAAGAUACCAUGUGCCUUAUUUUGCUGCCGGGACGUUUUGUAACCCUCCAAAGCCAUACCAAAGAGUGCCUGUCUUUAAGAAACUGUUGUUGUUACGCAAUCACUGUUGUCAUACUUGAUGAAUAAAGUUCGUUCAUUGCUCUUGUGCUGUA
Dermacentor silvarum is the source of this 5694-nucleotide messenger RNA. Its product is annotated as zinc finger homeobox protein 3. Lineage: Eukaryota; Metazoa; Arthropoda; Arachnida; Ixodida; Ixodidae. The transcript is spliced from 5 exons. Bases 49 to 2100 code for a protein of 683 amino acids. Gene Ontology annotation, cellular component: nucleus. Gene Ontology annotation, molecular function: DNA-binding transcription factor activity, RNA polymerase II-specific; protein dimerization activity; RNA polymerase II cis-regulatory region sequence-specific DNA binding. The record is from RefSeq and is a predicted model, not a curated record. Gene Ontology annotation, biological process: mesoderm formation; regulation of transcription by RNA polymerase II.